UAAUAAAAUUAUAAAUACCUGCAAGCCACAGUGUUUCAGAGUUCACAAUGGAUAACGUUACAGAAAAAUUAUUGCAAUGUUUUGGUCACCGAAGGUUUAAAAGUGAAUUGCAAGAGAGAGCAGUGCGAGCAAUCGCGCGGGGAGUUCACGAUGUCUUCGUUUCUAUGCCUACUGGUUCUGGAAAAUCAUUGUGUUUCCAAUUGCCAGCGAUGUUGCAGGAGAAUAAGGUCGCAGUCGUUUUCUCGCCUUUAUUAGCUUUAAUUAAGGAUCAAGUCGAUCAUUUGACUAAAUUAAAAAUCGCAGCCGAAUCUAUAAAUUCUAAAAUGACUCAAAAAGACAGAGAAAGAGUUUUGAAUGACCUUCGUAGUAUGAAACCUAACACUAGGUUUCUAUAUGUAACACCGGAGCAGGCAGCUACAGGUACAUUUAAAGCGCUCAUGGAACAUCUCGUGAAGUAUAAGAAGGUUUCAUAUGUAGUUGUAGAUGAGGCUCACUGUGUAAGUGAAUGGGGUCAUGACUUUAGACCCGAUUACCUUAAGUUAGGCAACCUGAGGGAAAAAUUUAAAAGUAUACCAUGGGUCGCCCUCACUGCAACUGCCAGUGCUGAAGUAACUAAAGACAUAUUAGAAAAUCUUAAGUUGCUAAAUCCAGUUGCACAGUACAAAACUCCCAGUUUCAGAAGAAAUUUAUACUACGAUGUUGUUUAUCAGAAUUGUAUCCAGGAUGAAAUAGGAGACCUGGUAGAAUUUUUAAAAAAAAAUUUGAAGGAUGAAAUAAGUGUUAAACCAAAAGAUAAGAGUGCGGCCAUAGUGUACUGUCGGACAAGGGAACAGACGGAAGAUAUUGCCAGCAUGCUAACGAAAAGAGGUCUAAAUUGUUUGGCAUAUCAUGGUGGCUUAAAGAGUAGCGAGCGUGUGUCUGUGCAGGACCGUUGGUCUAAUGGUGAAGUUCCCUGUGUGAGUGCGACUGUUUCAUUCGGUAUGGGUGUUGACAAAGCCAGCGUUAGGGCUGUGGUCCACUGGGGUCUGCCGCAGAACGUGGCCGCUUACUACCAGGAGUCUGGGCGGGCCGGUCGCGACGGUAAGCCCGCGUUCUGUCGUAUAUACUACUGCCGCAGUGAGCGUAACGCCGUUGAUUUUUUGCUGAAAUCGGAAAUAGCCCGCUCUAAGACGCCCGAGCAAAAACAACGGUGCAAGAACGCGUAUAAGAGUUUCGAAGUUAUGGUCAAAUAUUGUGAAGAAGUCAGAUGUCGCCACAAGAUCUUCGCAGAUUUCUUCGGCGAGGAGGUCCCUCAAUGCAUCACCCGCUGCGACUCGUGCACAGACGAGCGUGCCGUCCGCCGCGCUCUAGACCAGCACACGCGGCGGGCGAUGAACGCCAGUCUGGGGAACACUGGCUUCGAUAACAACGACUCCUCCAACUUGUACGGGGAGGGACGACACGGACAAAAGAAAGAGGCGGAGUCGUACUAUGGCGACGGCAGCGGCGACUCGGACAGUGAUUCUAGUAGACGUCGCGUAGCUGAAGAAACGAAAAGUCUUAUAUUAAAAGAAUUCGCAGCUCGAAAAAAGAAUACAGAGAAAAAUAAAUCGAACAGUGACGCUGAAUCCGCCAAGCACUCGAAAUGUAAAGCAGCUGAGAGCACAGGGACGAAGGUGACCGGCCUCACAGUAGCGGGUCGUGAAAGCUAUCUUUCCUUACUCACUGAAGCUUUGAGAGCAAAUAUCGCUAACAUGAAAGGUAUUGAAGAAACAGAACACACAUUGUCGCGAGCGGACGUUGAACAGUUCGCUAUUGAUUUAGAAUAUGACGCGUUUUCUAAAAGCACCGUCAUAAGCCUGUAUAGGAGGGCCAUGUCGAAAUUGAUAGCAGCUAUCAAAGGAUGUAAGGACACGCUGUACCCGGGUCUCAAAACUUUUGAACCAAAGAAAACAGAUUCGCUUAUGGAUUUUAUAAAAGAUUUCGAAGCUAAACGAGGUACACAAAAGUAUCUAGGUUUUAUAACGGCUGCUCAGUUAGAUAACAGCACUGCAAACACAGAACAAACUUUAUCUAAAUCCGAUAAAGACAGUAAGAGGAAAGCUAAUUUAUUCAAAAAAGAUCCUUUGACUCAAACCAAACUGCAAAACUUCUUUUCAGCAAAAUCAUCUCCUGAACCUCUAAGCUCAGACAUGAGCGAGGACGAGGGUGGUCUAGUCAUAGAUGAGAACGCUAAAGUAGAUGACACGGAAACCACUCUACUCAUAGAAGAUAAAGAUAAAACGACUUCCGACUGUAAGGAAAGUUUAAAACCGUAUAUAGAGAGGAGCGAUGGUGAUUCCAGUAAUAAAAAGCAACACACUCUCGUGAUUAACAUAACGUUAGAGGGAAUACCGAAACACGAGGAAAAUAAAGAAGGAAAAGUUAAACAAGAAAAAGAUUGCAAACUAACAUCCCCCGAAAAGAUGAAGCCCACUGCAAAGAGAAAAAUAAAGGCGCUGUUCGGAGAAUCCUCUGAGAGCGAAACGGAAUUAAAUGAAGUCAAACGGUCUCGGACAUCGCAGAAACUAAACGAACACAAGUCACCCAAUAAACAGUCGCAUAGAAGAAGAUCUGGAGAAAUACAGUCUAAAACACGGAGCACUAAGCAUAGAGAGAAGAAGUCAAAGCGUAACGAUGAAGACAGAGAUAGAAAGAGACCAGACGAAAACAAGGCAGCGAGACCCGCUGCUGUACAAAACAUAUCAAACACAUCCAUCGUGAAAGAAGAGAGUGAAAGGAGACAAGAGAAUAAAGAAGUGUUGCAUGAGAACAUCGUCAUGAAGAUUGACAGCAUUGACGAUCCUGAAAUAAUCAGUGAAAAUGAUAUGAUCAACUCGGAUGGUGACAAAAUAGUAGACGAACAAUCUCUAGAAAAAGCACACAAACUUAAUCUUGAAGCUGAAAAGGUAUUGCAGGAGUUGAAGAUAUUUUCUGAAAUUAAACCGGAAGUAAAUUCUGAAGUAAAAGAAAAAAUUCAAAUCGAAGUCAAAGUAAGCAAACCAAGGAGUCCGGUCACUAUGUCCAAAUCACCGACAAAACAUGGCACGAAAGAUAAAUUAAUACCCGACACUACGAAAUCUAAAACCGUUAUAUCUGCUGACAAACUUAAAGCUAAGCUACCGAAAGCGAGAGAAGAAAUAAAAGAUGAUGUCAAGAAAAGAGAAAGACACAAAGAAAAGAAGUCGGAGAAAAUAGAUGUCGCUGGCCUUGUUGUUAAAUUGUUGAUGCCUUAUUAUAAAAAGAAAAAAAUUAGCAACAGAGACUUGUUUAAGAUAACCGCCAGGCAUAUCGUGCAUCAAUUGCUUGCCAUACAAAUAACAGAAGAAAAAGCGAUAGAAAUGCUUCUUAAGAAGACUUUCAGCAAGGAAUUAAGAAUUGAAAAGGAAAGUGAUCUAGAGACUAAAUUAAAGUUCAACAAUGUCACGUGAUUCGUGUUUGUUAAGACAGGAUACAUUAUUUGGGAUUAUAGUUAUUCUUGUAUGCUGUUUAAAUAUAGUUGUUAUUGUGGACAGUUAUUUAUUUUUUAAA
Messenger RNA from Danaus plexippus (monarch butterfly), 3549 nucleotides. It is a transcript of the gene RecQ5, whose product is annotated as ATP-dependent DNA helicase Q5-like. Gene Ontology annotation, biological process: double-strand break repair via homologous recombination. NCBI's taxonomy places the organism in Eukaryota, Metazoa, Arthropoda, Insecta, Lepidoptera, Nymphalidae. The transcript is spliced from 11 exons. Gene Ontology annotation, cellular component: cytoplasm; chromosome. The record is from RefSeq and is a predicted model, not a curated record. Gene Ontology annotation, molecular function: ATP binding; nucleic acid binding; four-way junction helicase activity. The coding region runs from base 48 to 3449 and encodes 1133 amino acids.